AUGGUCGGUCAGCGGGGUCUGCGGAACAUGGUGCUCGCAGCGCCAUGGGCACUGCUGAUGCUGGGCAUGACGGUUCUUGAGGUGCAAGGGGCGCUUCAGGCACCGGCAGCAGGUCACUGGCGUCGAUCCUCGCGGGCGUGCCCUCGCCUGGAAAAGCCUCAGGCGGAAGACGUUGGUUUUCUAGUCAUCAACCUUGACCGAUCACCGCAGCGGCUAGCUCGGAUGCGCCAAUCCUUCAAGGAGCACAACCUUCCCCCCUUUGAGCGCGUGCGGGGCGUUGAAGCUUCGCCGGAUGGUGGCCCAUAUGACGUUCCGCGCCUUGUCCGUGGCCUCAAGUGGGCUGACUACGGGACAUCCUUGGCUCAUCUUCGGGCCUGGAAAGCCGCAGCUCGAAGUAACUAUCCUUGGAAUAUCAUAAUUGAGGAUGACGCCACACUAUUGCCCAACGCCUCAUAUCUCGAGCUUCCGCCCAUCCCAGUGGACUGCGACCUCAUCCUUUUUCGGCCAUCAACCAUCUUCGAGCGGGAGGACAUUUGUGAGGAGACUCCCGUUCAGGAUGCUUACUGGGGCUAUGGCAUGGUGGCAUACUUGGUGAGUCGUGAGGGUGCACAGCGAAUGAUACAAAAGGCCAGCAGAGGCUUUGGUGGUCCUAUUGAUGGCCACAUCUGGUACCAUAAUCACGUUUGUACAAUGCGGCAAGAUUAUAUCAGCCACUAUGAGUGUACUGCGCCUUGCAAAGACAGCAUCCGCACUUGGUUGAAUGGCGAGCUGGCCGAUAUGCCGGCGCCCGACUAGAGUAUGCGGCCCGGUAUUGUAACCAGGCCGGGCUCAGCUUGCAAGACACGACAAAGGCUCUGGCGACUCUGCUUGUUUUGAUGCCUUUGACAAUUUAGACACAUCGCGG
Monosiga brevicollis MX1 is the source of this 904-nucleotide messenger RNA. RefSeq lists its product as uncharacterized. The transcript is spliced from 4 exons. Bases 1 to 795 code for a protein of 264 amino acids. The record is from RefSeq and is a predicted model, not a curated record. Lineage: Eukaryota; Choanoflagellata; Craspedida; Salpingoecidae.